This is a messenger RNA of Brenthis ino (lesser marbled fritillary), 1602 nucleotides long. The record is from the annotation of a GenBank genome assembly. Lineage: Eukaryota; Metazoa; Arthropoda; Insecta; Lepidoptera; Nymphalidae.
AUGAAUCCGGCUGAGAUGGUUGUGGUGGAAAUAGAGCAAGGAGCACUGAGAGGAGUCGUAUGUAAUAAUAACGACGUGACAUACUUAGCGUUUAAAGGAAUUCCAUAUGCAAAGCCACCGUUGGGCGCAUUGAGAUUCAAGGCUCCCGAACCUCCAGAAUCAUGGCAAGGAACUCGCGACGCUUCACAACAUGGGCCUGUGUGUCCGCAAUACAACGAACGUUUACAACAGUACGAAAUAGGCAGUGAAGAUUGUCUUUACCUUAAUGUCUAUUCUAAAACGAUCAUCCCUAGUGGUUUAUUACCAGUAAUGGUAUGGAUACAUGGCGGCUCUUUUUAUACAGGCUCCGGUAACUCAGAUUAUUACGGACCAGAUUUUUUUAUGCGGCAUGAUAUGGUUCUUGUAACAAUAAAUUAUAGAUUAGAGGUUCUUGGCUUUCUCUGCCUCGAUAUUGAAGAGGUUCCCGGUAAUGCUGGCUUAAAAGAUCAAGCAGCAGCGUUGGCAUGGGUAAAAAAAAAUAUUUUUGCAUUCGGUGGAGAUCCUAAUAAUAUAACGAUUUUUGGUUGCAGCGCUGGCUCAGCGUCCACGUCGUACCAUUUACUUUCUAAAAUGAGCGAAGGUUUAUUUAACAAAGCCAUAUGUCAAAGUGGAGUUUGUUUAAACGAAUGGGCUUACGGUAUUAAUGCUCGUACGCGUGCAUUUCAACUAGGAAAGUUACUGGGAAUGGAAACGCAAGAUUCUAAACAAUUAUUAGAAUUUUUGAGGGACGUUUCCGUCUCAUCCUUAGUACAUGUUAAUUUACCAUCAAUCGAAUCGAAAGAUAAAGACAUUACAGACAGUAUAUUUUUUUCACCUGUUAUUGAAAAUUCCGCACUUAGCGGAAAACAUUUUAUUACAGAGUCUCCGCUCACACUGAUAAAGAAAGGAGUUCUAUCAAAAGUACCAAUAAUUGUGGGAUAUACUUCUGGGGAAGGUAUAGAAUUAGGUAGGCUAUUUCCUAAUACACUAACAUUUCUGUUAAAUGUUGGCGCUGUUGUACCCAGAGAGUUAAAGUUUAAAUUGAAAAAUGAACAGACGCUAGAAGUCGAUCGUAAAAUAAGAAAGUUCUAUUUUAAAGAUCAAGAAUUAAACAAAACUAUGCUACAAGAAGUUGUGGAUUUUGAAACAGAUAGAUUAUUCGCAUAUAAUAUCUACAGAUUCGCACGCUACCACAAACAUGUCACAGCCAUGCCGGUUUAUUUCUACAAAUUUUCAAUUGAAACAGAGAGAAAUUACACAAAGAAAUUUUAUAAAAUGGACGACGUGCCUGGGGUCUGUCACGCAGAUGAUUUGCCAUAUCUUUUCAAUAUAAGCUGCCUAGACAUUCCAUUAACAGAGGAAUCGGAAAACGUUAUUAGGCAAAUUGUUCAAUUAUGGUUCAAUUUUGCUUCUACGGGAAAUCCUUCCUCAUCAGGAAUAUCAACCGAAUGGAAACAAUUUACGGAAAAGGAGCGAUAUUACAUGUUAAUAGACAAAGAUUUAAAAUGUAUUCAAAAUAUCGAUGAAAUUAAAAUGAAAUUUUGGGAAGAUAUUUACGGUGAAAGGACAUUGGACGUUAGAAAA